AUGACAAAUUUUGAGAGGUUUCGCAGGUACUUAACUGAUGAUUCUUCGCGUUUUCUUUGUGGACACUGGCAAGAGACAGCAUUACAUGCUGUGCGUGAUUUCCCGAUGGCCGCUCAUGGGCGGCGAAAAGUUAUCCCGAACAACGCAGUGAAUAAUUUCUUUGCCAUGGACCUUACUGAUUCGGUGAAAGCAAAUCCUUUAAAUUUGCACGAUUUUCUAUUUGAUGAUGUGAAUUGGCCGACCUUCUCUGGUAUCAUCUGUUGGCGUUUGUGGAAAAACCGGAAUAGGUUGACUUUGGGUUCACACCAUGAUUCUUCCAUAUCGAUUCUGUUAAAGCUGAUCCGCCACUUGCGGCUGUGGGGGUAUGAAGGAUCUUGGGUGGCUGGUUUUAGCCGCUGUAUCGGGAUUUGCUGGGUGAUCCAAGCUGAAAUAUGGGCGGUUUACGAAGGUGUUUCACUCGCUUGGAACAAAGGCUUCCGAGGUAGAGUGCGAUAA
This is a messenger RNA of Gossypium raimondii (Peruvian cotton), 495 nucleotides long. RefSeq lists its product as uncharacterized. The record is from RefSeq and is a predicted model, not a curated record. The transcript has 2 exons. The coding region runs from base 1 to 495 and encodes 164 amino acids. NCBI's taxonomy places the organism in Eukaryota, Viridiplantae, Streptophyta, Magnoliopsida, Malvales, Malvaceae.